AUGAAGAAGCUGGAAGGUGAGCAGGAAGAGAGGAGGAAGCUGUACUCAACGUCAACUGCUGUGACUUUCCGCUCCUCUCCAGUUCAAAAAAUUCUCAAACAGGAAAAAGUCGAAAUUCGGGUAUCGGACAAUCGUCCUCCUCCAGGAAGAAUCACCGCCAAACGGCUGAUUUCAGAGCAUUUUCUCCACCUCCUUUUUGGUACUUCUUUGAAAAGUAUUUCAGAAGCUUUUUCUGAAGGCUGCUCAGCUUUUGUGGUUCCCAUGAACGAUCGCGACAGGCUGCUGCAAAGAGCUGGUUCUGGUCAAUACAAGCUGAAUGGGCACGAUUUGGUCGAUACAAGAUACAGUGAAUUGGUCAAGCAGUGA
This is a messenger RNA of Pseudozyma hubeiensis SY62, 366 nucleotides long. RefSeq lists its product as hypothetical. Lineage: Eukaryota; Fungi; Basidiomycota; Ustilaginomycetes; Ustilaginales; Ustilaginaceae. Bases 1 to 366 code for a protein of 121 amino acids. The record is from RefSeq and is a predicted model, not a curated record. The transcript has a single exon.